Messenger RNA from Setaria italica (foxtail millet), 1077 nucleotides. Its product is annotated as probable glucuronosyltransferase Os01g0157700. Gene Ontology annotation, biological process: plant-type secondary cell wall biogenesis; glucuronoxylan biosynthetic process. The record is from RefSeq and is a predicted model, not a curated record. Gene Ontology annotation, cellular component: Golgi membrane. Gene Ontology annotation, molecular function: xylosyltransferase activity; galactosylgalactosylxylosylprotein 3-beta-glucuronosyltransferase activity. Lineage: Eukaryota; Viridiplantae; Streptophyta; Magnoliopsida; Poales; Poaceae.
AUGGAGCCGGCCGAGAGGUCCAAGAAGAGGCUGCAACCAUGGAUCGAAGCCGCCGUGCACUUCUCCCUCUGCUUCGCCGUCGGCGCCCUCGCCGCUCUCGCGCCGCUGGCCGCCACCGGCGCCCCGUCGGCCGCCUAUAUCCGCGCCUCGUUCAACAAUGCUCAGCGAGCGGUUGCGGCGGCGCCGGCUCCACCGCCUGUCCCGGACCUCGGCCUCCUGCUGGUCGUCACGGCCACGCGGCCCGACGGUGGGAUGGCGCAGGACGCGUCGCUGGCGCGGCUCGCGCACACGCUGCGGCACGUCGCCCCGCCGCUGCUCUGGAUCGUGGUGGGGGCAGAGAACAGGACGGCGACGGCGAGGGCGGUCCGGGUGCUGCGCGGCACCGGGGUCAUAUUCCGGCACCUCACCUACGACGCCAGCAACUUCACCGGCGCCGACGCCGACGCCGGCGACGAGGAGGACCACCAGAGGAACGUGGCGCUGGGCCACAUCGAGCGGCACCGGCUGAACGGAGUCGUCCAUUUCGCCAGCGCCUCCAGCAUAUAUGACCUCCGCUUCUUUCAAGAGCUCAGGCAAACCCGAGGUUUUGCAGCAUGGCCGGUAGCAACAAUCUCACCAGCAGAACAGAGGAUAACAGUAGAGGGGCCAACCUGCAACUUAUCACAAAUCACAGGCUGGUACUCAAGGGAUUCAAGCACUAAUGAAACCCAAAGAACCUCCACCUCCAUGGGUGCGGUAGAUACCAGCGCAAGCAACAGGAAUUCAAGCUCUGAACCUCUGAAAAUAAACAUCUCUGGAAUUGGGUUCAGAAGCUCAAUGCUAUGGAAUUCAGAAAGAUCAUUCACCAUGAGAAACUCAUCUGCAGGGGCUACUCAGGAUUUCAUCCAGAUUGUACAGCAAAUGGCCAUCGAAGGUGAAAAUAAGCUUAAGGGCAUCACCUCUGAAUGCUCUGAGUCUCGGAUAAUGUUGUGGCACCUAGACAUGCAAAGAUUUACUCUAAUACCUGAAGGACAGGAGACUCAACAGCAGCAGAGUCUAGUGGUGAGAGACGAAGAAACCCACGACAUGAGACUUUAA